This is a messenger RNA of Uranotaenia lowii, 6434 nucleotides long. RefSeq lists its product as uncharacterized. Gene Ontology annotation, biological process: microtubule cytoskeleton organization. The coding region runs from base 37 to 6273 and encodes 2078 amino acids. Gene Ontology annotation, cellular component: cilium; cytoplasmic microtubule. Gene Ontology annotation, molecular function: microtubule binding. The record is from RefSeq and is a predicted model, not a curated record. NCBI's taxonomy places the organism in Eukaryota, Metazoa, Arthropoda, Insecta, Diptera, Culicidae. The transcript is spliced from 10 exons.
GUGGAAUAUUAGUCGGAUUGACGGUAGAUAAAGAAAAUGUUUUUCCGCCGAGUUUUUGCAAAAAAUAAUGGCAACUCUUCGACGAGUGGCGAAGGAGCACCAUCAGCGUCGAAUUCUGCCAAUAACGUGAGCUGUUCCCCUGCUCGCUAUCGGCGUGCCCUAAAUGUGGAAGAUAACCAUCGUGUGUUGUCGGUGCUACAAUUGACACCUCUUUGGGAGUAUAUCAUUAGAAAUAAUGAGCUUCCGGAAGGAUUGAAUAUGAACGAACUGUUCCGGGAGUUUUUAGAGAGGUUGCAUGAUCCGGAAUAUCAAGUUCGUCAGCAUUCGCUGCGAGUGCUGAUAGAUGUGUUGAUUGUGCUCCGGGAUGAAUCGGAUGUGUACUUUGGACCGCUGCUACCUCCCAUAAUCGACAAUUUGGGUCAUCCUUCACCUGCAGUUCGGAAAGGGGCUUUGGAUGUUUUAAAAGUGUAUAUAGCCCAAACGAAGAUGCCGGAAACGGUUAUGCUGGAGAUUAUGAACUACGGGAUGGAUCGUAAUCCAAAAGAUCCUCUAAGCACACGCUACAUAGUUGGUGUGAUGUUAGCACUGCCCUCCCUUAUCCAACCAGCUAUCCUUACAGCCAAACGUACAUUCAUUCUACGAGCAGUUAUCAAUGCUUUGGGAGGAAAAAUGGUGCAGAUAACGUAUCAGGAAAUUGCUUUGAAAAUUUUACUCAAAAUAAAAAAUGCCAUCGGCUCUCGAGAGUUCUACGAGUGUAUAUCGGUUUCAUACAGGAGGGAUUUUGAUUUGUUGUGUAACGUUUAUGGGCUUCCUAAUCCCCCUAAGAGUCCCAGACGAGAAACGGUAAUCAAUCUAACACCACCGGGAUCUGAACUUCCUACUAGGAAAUCGUGGAAGCCUCAUGUUCCACUUGUUCCGGCUACAGAAACACAUCAACCUAUGCAGCCGCUUUCCCCAAAAGCUCAGCGUUGGAAAUCGGGAAGCUACAACGAUAUAUCCAGGGCGGAGGGCUACGAUUACGAGCCGAAAACUAGGAUCAGGGGUUCGGACGGACGAUUGAAUGUGAACCCCUACGCCGUCAGUAAACUGCCACAUCAUGGAAGCUCGGUUGUUCGAAGGGUUAGUUCCGAUGCCAUCACCAGAUUAGACGAUUCGAAGCUAAUCAUGGAAACUGAGAUCAAGAUCAAUAAAGAAGCAGUUACAAUGCGAAUUCUUGAAGCCGAUAGCACCCAAUCGGUGAGUGAAGAAAGUGAUGAAGAUAAUUCAAAGAGAUACGGCGUAGUGCGAGUUUUAACUGAUAGUGAAGUUGAUGAAAAAACGAUUGGUGCUUCUAGUAUAGGCAACGAACCGUCCUCAGAUGAUUACGUUAGACAAACUCCCCGAAGAGUACGAUUUGGUGGGGAGGUUGUGAAAAUGAGGACUCCCGAUAGUGAUACAUUCGAACAAAGUGAUCAAGAUGGAUUAACAAUUUCCCAGUCUUCUAGUUCUAGUGCUUUAAAUAAUGCAAACAGUCAGCACAAUCCUUCGAUGAAUGCCAGCUCUUCCGAACGAUCUUCACCCAUACGAUCUGCUCUUAAAUCUUCUACAUCAACGGAUAGAUCAAGCACUUCAUUUAGACGACAAUACUCGCAAUCAGCAGACACGGAACGAUCUUCGCCGCCUGUCAGCAACGAAUAUGUGAACACAAACCACCGACCGAUGUCUGCCAAGACUAGUAGCUAUGUUAGCUCGGAAGAAGAUCCCUAUCCGAAACAUGUAGCCUUCGCUCGUAGACGCAGUAUCACUUACGAUGACGAGGACCUGCGAAGUUCAACUAUAUCAGCGCUGGCUCUAGAUCCCCACGCAACGCCAACACCAACGCCUGAGCCACCAGAUCCCCCAGAACCUCCCCGAGAGCGACCCAAAACUUCGCGUCCCAAAUCCGGUAGGGCCCCUCCCGUUGAAUCUGCUGAAGAACCUAGCGAAAGUAACGAAUCUUCUCCUCCCAAAGAAGAACCUCAAACACCCGACACUCAAAGCCAUCCUGAGCCACCGGAAAGUAAUCACAUUCUGGCGGAAAAAAUUGAAGAAGUCAAGCAAGCCAUCCAAGGUAUUGAAGAAAAAAUCAACAAUGUGGUGCUUAAAACCGCAGAAGCAAUCGCAGAACUACCGUGUAGUCCUGCCAAACUCGUGAAAGCUGAAUCAGCCGAUUCGGCUUCGAACUCCUCGCCAAAAUUACAGAAACCUAACCUAUCGUUGGAGGUACUACUAGACACCAGUACCGAUACCAGAAAAAAUCUGGAAAACUGUGACGACAAUGAGCUCGAAAUCAAAGAUUACACCAAAGAACUGAACAUCGUUAUUCCUGCGGAAGAAAAACCUAACAAUGACGCGCCCCCGUCUGUUAUCCCAAAACUCCCCAGCGGUCCAUCCAGGAUACCAAAGAUGGUCAAAAUGGGCGUCCCGAAACAUAGCACAAUGCCAUCACCAAACAGACUAAUGCCAUCUCCUAAAAUCGGUGGACCAGACACAAGUAAUCCCUCAAGUGCAGCCCUAUCUCCACAUAAGCUUACGGUCAGCGAACGUGGUCGAACUCGACGUCGUAGUCGCUCGGCAACGAUGAACACCUUCAAGCGAAGCGUCUAUGUCAGCCCUUCGACGCUGAGCCCCGCACCGCAUAGCGAGAUAGAAAUCAUGCACAAUCUUCUUAGCAGCCCCUUGGCAUCUCCCAAUCGAAACCGGCGGAAAAGUUCUGCAGGAAAUUAUCUGCUUAAGGAAAACGACAACAACAACAAUAAUCUGGAUAUGGAUAAUCUCAACAAUGGAACCAAAAGUGACAAAUGUGUCAACGUUAACGAAGACGAUAUUUAUGACGUAUUUGGUAAGACGAUUGCAACGCAAACCUCGACAGAAGUUCUGGAAGACACAACGGCUCCGUUUAGUUUGAUGCCUUCCAGAGCUGGCACGGAAACGGAUAUGCAAACAUGCACAAUAGAUGUCACCGCUGUUGAUAGUAAUGCGAAUCGGAUAAGUAGUGCCAGUCUUAUGUCUCCAUCUGCCAGAUCGCAACGUUCAAGCUCACCCAGAAUCAUAGAACCAAGAAUCAUAAACUCCUGGGAAGAUCUCGGAAUCGUCGAUCGCUCAGUUCUGACUCAACUCAAAAGUGGAGACUGGCGGAUACGAUCCCAAGGCUUCUGUGCCAUCGAAGAAUCCCUCAAGUCGUCGGAAAACCUGGCCAAAGUGCAGCCAUACCUGGAAUCGCUCCUCAAAACACUGCUUUCGUCCGAGCGGAAUCCCGAUAUCAUCGACGACAAGGUCCGGAUGCUGAUCAACCUGAUAUCGCGCCUUCCGCUCGAGAAUCUCGAAGACCGGGUAACGCAAAUUUUGACCGGCCUGUGCCGCCUGGGUGGUCCCGGAAGUAACAACGUUGCCAAGGCGCUCAUGCAACGACUGCCAACGGCCGCCAUCGUCCAGCGGCUGCUCUCCGAUGAAUUCCUCCAUGCCAAAAGUUCCAAGUUCCGUGAGAAUGCACUGCAAAUGGUUCUCUUUGCACUGAUGACAUUCCCCAGCACGUACUUCGACAUCAAAACGCUCAUAUCAAGAACAGCUGAGGCUGCCGUCGAUCGGAAAAAGCGAGUGCGACAUGGGGCGCUCGAUGUGCUAGCAGUAUUAGGCCAAAUCAGCUCGCCUAAACUGGUCCUAGACGUGAUAUGUAGCUCGAUUGCGCAACGUCCCGAUGGCAAUCAUCUGAUAGCGGCCGUCAAGGCGCGUCUGGCGCGGAAACAGCUUCCAUUCAUUGGUCCAGAUGGAACCGUCGAAUACGCGUUGAAGGUUCCCUCCUGUCGGAACAGUUCUGUCAUAAUGUUCGGAGCCGACGUGGAUUGGAUAGAAGCCGGAAGUGGAUCGGCAUCACCAACAUCGAUGCGCUCUCGGCGAUAUCCUAGCUUUCAGGUUGAUAGCGGUGGAUCGUUCGAUGAAUAUAAAAGCCAUGCUAGAAAGCCAAGCUUCCAAGUGUACGAUGAAGUGAAACAACCAAUUGAGUCUAGCAAAGUUAGUACCAGCGGUUGGUCUUCUAAGAUUCCUGUGAGUCAUCCGUUUUCGGAAAAUAAUAUUCCUUCUAAUAAUGGAUCAAGAACUUUGUAUGGCAAUAUGCAAUCGCGGUCAUAUCCGGAGCUUUCCGAACAACAGCAGCAGCAACAGCAACAGCAAAAUUUGCGAAGAGUUCCUCAAAAUGGCAAUGGGGCUGCCAAAAUGCCAACGUCCAAUGGUAACGGAAAUGGCCGACACGGCAGGCAACAACCACAACAACAACAACAACAGGCGACGAUUUCAAGGUUUCCGGAAAUGGACACCAGGCCGAAUGGAAGGAAUGCGAAAAACAGCAACCCAUAUGAGAUGAAACCGACCCGGCCGAGUCGAGGAAAAUUGUGCUCAAGGAUGAGUGAUGGCUUCAUGAGUGAUACCAUCGCCACCGCCCAGAGGAUGCUACAGAACGAGUCUCGUCCUUCGACGGAUCCGGCCAUUGACAACGGGGCGAUACGGCAGUCGCGGAAUGGAAUGAGGUUUUACAAUCCGAACCUCAUGACAAGCAACAACAAACAACAAUUAAGCACGCAUGUGCAAAAACCGGAACUGGAUCUGCGUCCUAAUUUAUCACCCAGCAAGAGCUACGGCGGCUACCAAAACCACAACAAUAACGGCAACAGUAAUAACGGUCGAUUUUUCACGGGUGCCGAACACCCCGAGACGCCUCACAGGCCUCGCUUUCUCGGAGAAAACGAAGCACCUGGCGGUGGAAUCAAUCAGGAAAGCUACAUCAUACACCGUGACGAGCAGUACGAUAGUGAAAAUGAUGAAAAAUCCAGUAACGAUUCCACCUCCACACGCAUUAUAUCUAAUAGCACGUUUAACUUCAGUGGCAAGGGAAGUGAUCCUUAUCCACCACCCACUCCUAGCAUCGGCCACUUGCCCUCGAGGCCGCAGUCGGUGACCUCGCACAAAUCCAUCGGGUCGGGGAUAUUGAAAAGCGAUGGUAGAUUAUCGCGGACAAGCAACAUAUUUUCCAGUAAUCCUUCAAUAAAACAAUCAACCGAUAAUGUAUCAAUUAAAUCUGGUCGUUCGGCAAAGAUUCGAGAAACUGAUACAUGGUAUGAACGUGAGGAAACUCCGAUGCGAAGUGAGGAUGUUAUCAGUUCUAACCAAGUGCAAUACGAAUCGGAUUACGACGAGGAAAUUGAUGAAGAACCUCCAGCACUUCAGAGAACAAUUACCCCAAAACGAUAUCCGACGCCGAGUCCUUUCCCAUUGCAAACUUCUUACUCGACCGAAGAGCUUUCUAACAACAACUACAAUCCAAUAGAUGAAUCUCGUGGUUCACCACCGAAAAGCCGUGUUCAAUCUGCUAGCUUGGGCAACUUACAGCAGCUGCCUGAUGAAGAAGAAGAUGAACCCAUUCAGCCAGAGCCAGAGAAGAAAGUACUAAAGAAACCGUAUCUCGUUCGUAAAAGUAGCAAAAUUGUUCCUGCAAAAGAACUAGUCCUUCCAGCAGCGGUCAAGAACAAGGGUAAAGUCACAAACGUUAUUUUUCAGAAAACCCUUAGAAAAUUUGAAAAACCGAAAGACGCGCUUACUAACUGCAUUAUUCAUCUAGAAAGCCCUAAUUGGGAACAAAAUAUAACUGGUUUGCAAAUAUUUGUGCGUCUCAUACGGCACCAUCCGGAGAUGAUCGACAAUCAGAUUCAUCUACUGUCGGUAGCUCUAGCCCGGCAAGUGCGAAAUCUUAGAUCUCAAGUGGCACGAGCUGCCUGUCAAGCUUCGACCGAGUUCUUCUGUACCCAUCGACGCUGUAUUGAAGGCGAAGCGGAAGACAUUGCUACGCAUUUACUUCACCGCACGGCUGACACCAACAAGUUCCUGCGAGCGGAUGCAACUCGAGCGCUCGAAUCUAUGUGUGAAAACCUGUCGACACCGAAAGUGAUCCACAUCAUUACUUUCAAAGGUGCAACUCAUCAGAAUGCUAUCGUGCGAACAACUGCCGCCAAAUUGCUUGACAAGAUCGUUCGACAGAUUGGCAGCGACAAGGUAUUCACACUGCCCAAGGAAUCACGCGACAAGCUCGUUCUCACCGGUGCCCAACUGCUGCUGGAGGGAUCACUUGAUACGCGCAACUACACCAAGAGCAUGUUCAAACAGCUCUCUGAGCAUCCAAACUACAACAAAGUAUUAUUGGAAGUGAUUCCACCACGCACCUAUCGAAACAUUGAGAAAACACUCAAAAGCAUUCGCCAGUUAUAAGCAGACGAUGCGUGUUACUAAACUUCAUUCACAUAUGUUGAUAAAUGUAUAUCUGUAAUUGGAGUAGUUUUCUUUCUGUUACUGUUCGAUUUUUUAUCAAUUCACUAGUGAAAAAUUAUCGAUUACCCUCAUAUGUACUGUAAUAUAAUAUAUUAUCAAAU